Messenger RNA from Morus notabilis, 1611 nucleotides. RefSeq lists its product as uncharacterized. The record is from RefSeq and is a predicted model, not a curated record. The transcript has 5 exons. Lineage: Eukaryota; Viridiplantae; Streptophyta; Magnoliopsida; Rosales; Moraceae. Gene Ontology annotation, molecular function: starch binding. Gene Ontology annotation, cellular component: membrane. Bases 151 to 1452 code for a protein of 433 amino acids.
AUUCGAUUACCAACCACAAGAACAGACUACACUUGGUUCACAUUCAGUAGUCACUACACAGAAAACAGAGAAAAAAACAACCUGUUAAAAACUGGGAAAAAAAAAGCCACAAAACGAUUUCGAGUGAGUUACUACUGAGUCGGCCGAGUUAUGAAAGCCCUAACGAGCCCGAGUUGCAGGGUCGGCUUGGAGAGAGGAAGUUGCUGUUCUUCUUCUAUGUUUGUGAGAAGAUCAUUCGAGAACUGUUUUCUGCGGAGUAAUAGGAAAGUUUCUGGUUUUGGGUUCUUAAAUUCGGUUUUCGUCAAACAGAGAAAGGCUGUUAUUUACCCGGUUUUUUGUCUCUCAUCUAAAACCCAGGUAGAUUUCGGGACAGAAAAUGCUCAAACUGAGGAAAUAUAUCAAUCAAAAACGGUUCAUGUCAAAUUCCAUUUGCUGAAAGAAUGCGUGUUUGGCGAGCAAUUUCUCAUUGUGGGGGAUGACCCUAUGUUUGGUUUGUGGGACCCAGAGAGCGCGGUGCCAUUAAACUGGUCCGAAGGGCAUGUGUGGACUGUUGAGCUGGAUAUACCUGUUGGAAAGUCAAUCCAGUUCAAGUUCAUACUUAAGGACAGCACUGGGGAAAUCGUGUGGCAACCAGGUCCCAAUCGAGUUUUUCAGACUUGGGAAACAAAGAACACAAUCACUGUCUCUGAAGAUUGGGAAAAUGCUGAACUUCAGACAGUAAGUGAGGAAGAACAAGCUGCUGACAAAAAGGAGAACCAAGGGAAAUUAGUUAUUGAAGAUCACAGUGAAUUAGCAAUAGUUAACAAGGAUUCAAAUCAAGCAGAUAUACCAUUAGUAGAACCAAUUGAGAAGCCGAAAACUCUCGUUGCAGAUGAUAUAAGUUACACAAAGAAUGACCCCAUACCGAAUCUUAGUUCUCAAGUGCUCAGUGAAAAGAGAGUUGAUUCUACAAAUGAGAAUUUCACUGUUAUUUUGAACAACAGUGUUACGAUAGUGGAUGAAAUUUUAGAAAACAAUGGUAGAGAUGCAACGAUCAUGAAUCUGGUGAGCACAAACCUAGUCGACCACGAAGGAGAACCUGUCCUGGUUCCUGGCUUGACUCCGGCACCAUCAAUGCCAAACGAAGAAGAAAAGCAUGAUCAGGUUGAGAAUAGGAUUUCCUUUGACGAAUCUGUUAAAGCAUUUGAAGAUAAGGAUCAUAAUUUGCCAGAGAUUCCGCUGGAUGAGAAGCAAGAACCGGAGAGUCACCUGUCCGAAAAAGAAAUGACUAAUGACGUGUUCAACAAUGACGAGGAAGAGAAGGUUGAUAAUGAAUUGCAACAAAAACCUCAUAGUUCUAACAAUGAAGAGCGGUCCGACUCUGAGCCAGAAGGCGAUAAUAUCAUGAGCAAUGAUCAUCAAUGGGGCCGUAAAACUCUGCAGAGGUUUCUGACUAAUUUCGGGCUGUUCUAGCAUCUCAAUUGUCAGACAAAAGGGAAGAAAAACCUCAAAUUAUCUCUAGCCUGCAAAUGUUGUGUUGUCCAAAAUUUUCAAUUGGCUUAGCACAGGAGGUUGAUGUAUUCUUAGGGGUUGUUCUUUUGCAUUUUUGAGUUAUGCAUUCUUGAAUGAAGA